Molecule: messenger RNA, 1649 nt
Organism: Ipomoea nil (Japanese morning glory)
Lineage: Eukaryota; Viridiplantae; Streptophyta; Magnoliopsida; Solanales; Convolvulaceae
Product: EG45-like domain containing protein
Exons: 4
Coding region: 1033-1470 (145 amino acids)
Source: RefSeq, a predicted model, not a curated record
CUCACUCCCUUUACCCUUCGAACCCUAGUUCUCCAUUUGAUCUUAUCUUCUUUUCCCUUUCUAGUUAUCUUACGAUAUUGUUAAAUCGUGGAGUUAGGUCCUCUGCCUGGCUCGUCAACAAAGAGUGAUGUGUAAAGAGACGAGGCUUACGAGGGGAAUAGCAGCUGCCCCUGGCGUCUGGGAACAAUGGAAAGUGUCCGGCGGCGAAGGGGGUUGGGGAGCGAUCCACAGUUUAGUUUUGACGGAUGGCCUGAAGUGAACAUUAUGGGAGCUGGAAAAUGCGAUGUGAUGUGAUUACGGAGAUGUAGGGAUUGUGAAGUAUUCCGAAGAGCUAGACAUGGCUUCCAACCGGAAAUUGCCCGGAGGGAGUGGGGUGGGGGUAGGUCAGCCGCUAUGAGGUCCGGGAACUAUGCAAACAGUAUGUCAAUGCUUGGUGUUCCGUACUGUGGCUAUAGGCUUCUCUUUCCAGUACCAUUGUUGUAAAAAUCGGUUGCCGAGUUCAGUCCUAGGCGGCUUCUGACCGACUAACCGGCCAAUCCACCAAGUUGGGCGUCUAACUUGUCUGAAUCUACUCAGCUGAGUUUUCCUUUUUCUUUUUGCUCGGCUACUUCUAUAUUUUCCCAACCAUGUAACAUAUACAUUUGAUUAGUUUAGGAAUGAUUUAUACUCGAACCUAUGUUGUAACAUAUAUCAUUUUCCAACUUUUUAUUUUUCAAUUUUAUUUUUUAUUAAUUAAAACAAAAAUUUGUGAAAUUACUACUUUCUUUUGUUCGCUACGGAUUAUAAUCCACCGUACCCCCGUCCGUGGCUUCAAUGAAGAAGACCAAGUACGUUCUCUUUUUGAAAUUGAUUUUAUUUUUAUUAUUGAUUGAUUGAUGUACACAUGAGAUUCAGUCUUUGGGUUGAUGUCAUUAAAUGUACGGCUGUGGGCCCAUUCCAGCAUUUCCCCCUCGUGCAUGACGACAUCCCCGUUUGUCUCUUCAUAAACAUUGAUUCUGGAAGUAUCUUCACCAACCUUAAAAGUGUUAUACAAUGAAAAUGUUGGAAUCCCUAUCCCAUCAUCUCCUCCUACCUUUCUUGAUUCUGGUAUUCAUCGCUUCUCCUUCUCCUUCGUCCGGCGAUUUGGGGACGACAAGCCACUACGGGCCACCCUAUUACCCCACCGCAUGUUUCGGCAACGAUCUAUCCCAAUUCCCCCUGAACAAGUAUUUUGCGGCGGCCGGCGAGGAAAUUUGGGAUAACGGCGCGGCGUGCGGUCGUAUGUACUGGGUGAAGUGUAUAAGCUCUUAUUUCCCGAAGACUACAUGUACAGAAGGCGAGAUGAUUGAAGUUCAAAUUGUUGAUCGGGCGCAAACCUCUGUUUCGCCUCCUACCUGGCCAGGGACCAAAAUGGCGCUUUCCGGCCCUGCUUUUACUGCGAUUGCUGGUCUCCCCGUCGCAUGGGUACAAAUUGAAUAUAAACAGAAAUGAUCAAAUUAACGAGGGAGAUUGAUUCGGAUGAAUACUACUUGUGAGUUGUGACACCUUUUCAAGUUGCUUUUGAGUAUCGAAGAUCCUCCAAUUUUGGAUGGCUUGAUUUGGUUUUUGAAUGUAAUGAAGGGGAACAUUAUUGUAACUAAACCCUAGAUUAAAUUAAAGUUCUUUUAUUA